UCGGACAAAACCCAUGCCCCCCUAACCAGUCGUACUCUGACCAGGCUUCGAAAAACUUCGAGAUCACCGAGUUUCUCGGGAAUCGAGGGGUCAAGAGCCUAAUCAGGUCCCCUCACCAUACCUUGUUGAUAAGAAGUUAAGUGUUUACCAGUGGUUGCGCUUAACCAGAUCCAAAAGGGGAGAGGGUUGAAAUCCUUUUGUUUUUGGGUGAGCUUUAUGGGUUGUAAUUGGGCUACUUCAUGGGUCAGAAUGGGCUAUAAAAAAUAAUGGGUUAACUUAGGUUCAACCCAAAUAGACUCAUGAGCUAAAAUGUUAUAGCCCAACCCAUUAAUCUCUGAACGGGUUGGAUGGGUUUGGACUAAAAUUGUCACCCCUAAUGGAUAUCUUUAUUCGGCACUCGAGAGUAUGACUUAUUGAUUAAUGAAAUGGGAGGAGAACUAUGAAAUAGUAUCAAAUUCGGAAGCAAAAAAUGCUAGCUGAUUUCCUUUGAUCAAACCUUAAUGGCAGACAAACUUGGUACAUGUUAGAAUGUAGUAGGUACCCGUAGUCAAGUUGUGCACAUAGUCGAGAUGUGCAUGACACCACUAUCAUUAAUUUUUUUUAUUCUUGGUACUUUGGCUUUUGUCCUUUAUCCCUUUGUGCAUAUAGUAUGCUGCUCUGGGAGAUUUCUUCAUUACCCUCAAUAUAAUCCUAAUUGUCUGUUACAUAGAGAGCUGCCAAGUCAUUUUGUUCCUUGUUGAAUCCGGAAAAAAAAAAUUGCAACGAAUUAUUUACCAGAUGUUCUUGGUCAAAGGGAACUUAAUUUACUUUUUGUCAUAAAUUGUACCUUUAUGUCAAAUAACAAUCAAUGGUCGUGUGAAUUAUGUAAGUAUAAUAGUAUAUUUCACUUCAUACUUAUACGAUAGAUUACAUUAGUGGCGGACCCAAGAUUUUGUGCAAGCGGGUUCAAUCUUAGAAGUAUAUAAAUUUAGUCGUAAAAUAGUAGUUGUCAAGUGGGUUCAAAUAAAAUAUUUAUGCAAAAUUUACACAGCUUUAAUCAUAAUUUAUACAUAUACACAAUAUUAUUUUCUUGUGAAGCGGGUUCAGUUGAACCCGCUAGCCACCACUUGGGUCCGCCACUGGAUUACAUCGAGAAUAUAUACACAAGCUAGACACAUAAGUCAACAAUGCAUCACUGAGAUCACGCGUUCUACCUACAAUCUUUGAGUAUCUAUCUGACAUACAAUCUAAUAUUGAAAUACUCUCUGACGGGAACAUAGGUGGGGUAGGGUUGCAUUUUAGAAAGUGCACAAUUGAGUUUCCAUAUGUUUUGGGAUGUUUGGCCUGGCUUUCUUGCAAAUGCGUACUGAGGAUAUGGUGAUGUAAGACAAUAUCUUCCAAUGUUGAGCCAUUUUGAAUAGAAAAACCAGAGUCAAUUUUUUUACAAGUGAAGAAAGUUUCAUUAUUGAAGUACCAAGAAGGUACUACAAGACAAGAGGGGCUCUGAGCAUCCUCCACUUCCAACCAAGAGGUUGUGAGUUCGAGUCACCUCAAGAGCAAGGUGGGGAGUUUUUGGAGGGAGGGAGCCGAGGGUCUAUCGGAAAUAAGCUCUCUACCCCAGGGUAGGGGUAAGGUCUGCGUACACAUUACCUUCCCCAGACCCCACUAGUGGAUUAUACUCGGUGGUUGUUGUUGCAAGAAGGUACUACAAAAUACAAAGAGAAAGAGUUGCAAUAUUACUAUCACUGAUUCAUCCCCAGAAACUCCAAAAAAAUCAACAUAUCGAGACAAAUUUUCUAUCAUGUUGUUCCUACACCAGAAAUAUAGACUUUGAAGGCAUCUAUUUUUAACAAAAGACAUUGUGUUGUUUUUAUCCUUUAAAGCAUCUCCUAUGAUGCGGAAGGGAAUUGUUUUAUGGAGUUGUUUCCCUCUUUUGUCAACCCUCUGACUCUGCCAGCUCUCCAGUAAAUCUUUCACACUGUGAGGCAUCACCCAGUGCACAUUGCAGAUUUGAGAAAAAGUUCCAAAUCCGUCUUGUUUUGCAUGGCUAAUAGUUUCCUGAGCUUCUUCACAAAACCCCAACACCUACUGCAAGGGAGAUGCUCUCUUCUGUCCUCGGUUUCUAAUUUCUUCCGGAGCUGAGUCCAUCAGUGUUCUGCGAAAUGGAGAGUAAAACAAAGAAAGAUUCAGAAUCGAUCAAUUCAAAUUCGAGGAGCAACAGUAGCCACAAGAGAGAAAGGGGUUUGCAGAUUGAAGGAUACUCACUAGAAGGUAUAUCAAUAGCAGGUCAUGAGACGUGCAUAAUAGUUCCCACGCUUAACUUAGCCUUUGAUAUUGGCAAGUGCCCUCAGCGUGCCAUCUCCCAGCAAUUCCUUUUCAUCUCUCAUGGCCACAUGGACCACAUUGGAGGACUACCUAUGUAUGUUGCGACUCGUGGCCUUUACAGAAUGAAACCUCCUACUAUUAUUGUACCAAAAGUUAUCAAAGAAAGUGUUGAGAAGCUUUUUGAAGCUCACCGAGCUAUGGAUCACUCUGAACUGAACCAUACUUUGAUUGGUUUGGAUGUGGGAGAAGAAUUCUACAUUAGAAAGGAUCUUAAAGUUAGAGCAUUCAAGACUUACCAUGUCAUUCCUAGCCAGGGUUAUAUGGUAUAUUCAGUGAAGCAGAAGCUUAAGCAAGAAUAUGUGGGCCUUCCAGGAGAUGAAAUUAAGAAGUUAAAGUUAUCAGGUGUGGAGAUCACAUACACUACAACAGCACCUGAAAUUGCAUUUACAGGAGAUACAAUGUCAGACUUCAUUAAGGAUUCUGAAAAUGUUGAUGUUUUGAGGGCAAAAAUCCUCAUAAUGGAGAGCACUUAUGUAGAGGACAAAACAACAGCUGAUAACGCAAGAGAAUAUGGACAUACUCAUCUGUCUGAGAUCAUCAAUUUCGCCGACAGGUUUCAGAACAAAGCAAUCCUUUUAAUCCACUUUUCAGCCCGCUAUCAGUUGGAUGUUAUUCAGGAGGCUAUGUCUGCAAUACCUCCGCCUUUAGCAGGCAGAGUUUUUGCCCUUACAGAAGGUUUUUGAUGCAAAGCCAAAUUCACGUAUUAGCUACUUUAGAAUCUCUCCUUUUAUCUAGUUCAAUCAGAUUUAUAUUUAACCUUUAUUUGGUGAAAAUAUUGUAUCUUAUUUUACUUGAAUCUUUAUUUGAAAUGUCUCGAUAUUGAUUAAUUUUUUUUAAAAGGGGGAAAUUAGCCAUUA
This is a messenger RNA of Nicotiana tabacum (common tobacco), 3221 nucleotides long. NCBI's taxonomy places the organism in Eukaryota, Viridiplantae, Streptophyta, Magnoliopsida, Solanales, Solanaceae. The record is from RefSeq and is a predicted model, not a curated record.